Messenger RNA from Alternaria atra, 504 nucleotides. RefSeq lists its product as uncharacterized. NCBI's taxonomy places the organism in Eukaryota, Fungi, Ascomycota, Dothideomycetes, Pleosporales, Pleosporaceae. Gene Ontology annotation, cellular component: mitochondrion. The transcript is spliced from 2 exons. Bases 1 to 504 code for a protein of 167 amino acids. The record is from RefSeq and is a predicted model, not a curated record. Gene Ontology annotation, biological process: mitochondrial respirasome assembly.
AUGUCUUUUGGACCUCCAAACAGCGCGCCGCUUCCCUCUUCUUUCGAUGAAAAUGCCGACUUUUACAAUGAAAAUACCAUUGACAAGAUAUGGCGACGCCUUCGCGAAGAGCCCCUCGUUCCCCUCGGCUGCGGCCUCACUGUCUGGGCCAUUGUCGGUGCAACCCGCUCAAUGAGAAAAGGCGACCACAAGAUGACCAACAUGUACUUCCGGCGACGUCUAUAUGCUCAAGCCUUCACAAUCGCCGUACUAGUAGCAGGAAAUAUGUACUGGCAAAAGGAUCGCGUGAAGCGCAAGGAGUAUGAGAAGCAGGUUGCCCAAAAGGAGCGCAUGGACAAGAGGGAUAGGUGGCUGAAGGAGUUGGAGAUGCGAGACGAGGAAGACAAGGCCUGGAAGGAGAGGAUGGCCAAGAAAGCGAGGGGAGCGGCAGAGGAAGCCAAAGGUGUCACUGAUAUGGUCGCGGAGAAGACAAAGGAGUUGAAAGAUCAGACAGUCGGAAAGUAA